UUUUUUGCCUUUGCGUCCGUGCUUGGCGAGGGCGUUUGCUGGGCCCUCCUUUUGAGCGUGCAAACCACAACAUCCUAUGCUGAUUUCCGUGUCACAUAUUCUUAAUGCUCAGGAAACGCUUCCGGAUGUACAACCAAGAUUUGAGAUUUAGCACUCAGGCCUUUGAGUCAGGAGAUACGAAGACUUCCAAAAAAAGACCAGUUCCUCGGAUGAGCCCCCUCACAGAGAGAUGAAGGGGCAGCAGAAGACAGCUGAAGCCGAAGAGGGGACAGUGCAGAUCCAGGAAGGUGCAGUGGCCACUGGAGAGGACCCAACUAGUGUAGCUAUUGCCAGCAUCCAGUCAGCUGCUACUUUCCCCGACCCCAACGUCAAGUACGUCUUCCGAACUGAGAAUGGGGGCCAGGUGAUGUACAGGGUGAUCCAGGUGUCUGAGGGGCAGCUGGAUGGCCAGACAGAGGGCACUGGCGCCAUCAGUGGCUACCCUGCCACUCAGUCUAUGACCCAGGCAGUGAUCCAGGGUGCUUUCACCAGUGACGAUGCGGUUGACACGGAGGGAACAGCCGCUGAAACACAUUAUACUUACUUUCCCAGCACCGCAGUGGGAGAUGGGUCAGGGGGUACCACAUCUGGAAGUACAACUGCUGUUGUUACCACCCAGGGCUCAGAGGCACUCCUGGGGCAGGCCACCCCUCCCAGUACCGGUCAGUUCUUUGUGAUGAUGUCACCACAAGAAGUAUUGCAGGGAGGGAGCCAGCGUUCCAUUGCCCCCAGGACCCACCCUUAUUCCCCGAAGUCAGAGGCUCCCAGGACAACUCGAGAUGAGAAACGCCGGGCUCAACAUAAUGAAGUGGAGCGGCGCCGCCGGGACAAGAUCAACAACUGGAUUGUGCAGCUGUCCAAAAUCAUCCCAGACUGCUCAAUGGAGAGCACCAAGUCUGGCCAGAGUAAAGGUGGGAUCCUCUCCAAAGCCUGUGACUACAUCCAGGAGCUGCGGCAGAGCAACCACCGGUUGUCCGAGGAGCUGCAGGGGCUGGAUCAGCUGCAGCUGGACAACGACGUGCUUCGACAACAGGUGGAAGAUCUUAAAAACAAGAACCUGCUACUGCGGGCUCAGUUACGGCACCACGGAUUAGAGGUCGUCAUCAAGAACGACAGCAACUAACUAUGGGGAUUCGGGGGCUUUGGGCCCUAGAACUGCUGAGAGUCCGGGAGCAACAGGCUAAUCCCAUGCCCCUUUCCUUCACUGCCCACGUCUGGCAUGGGACCGGGGCAGUCUGGCAAGCGUGGCUUUGAACUGAGGCCCUGUGGUGUGUCGGUCUGCAGUGAGUGGUGUGAAACACAAAGUGGACGUGUACUGACCGCCUUGCCCGCUCCCCCCAUGUAGUCCCCGGGUCCUUGUGUUCCUUUUGCACACUGCAUGUGCUGUAUCCGUGGACACUGGACACACCGAAUCUGGGCUUGCCUUGUGCUUGCUUAGAGUGCCCAGCAGAGGGUCUGUGCACACUCUCUGGGUCCGGCACUUCCACUGGCUCUUCCUUUCCUGGAGCAGAAGUUAAGAUACGCACCUGAUUACUCUGGGGAGCAGGCUUAUUCAGGAGGUGGGGAAGGAGGCUAGGUGGCUGCUAUCCCAUGAAUAGAGGAGGGGCCAGUGAGCAACUGAGCCUCUGCAGAAGUCUCUGAAGCCAGGGAGAAACAUAGGCAGGGGCUCACUGAGAGCCUUCCCCUUCUGGGGAUGGUUCUUUUUAUUUUUCUUUUUCUUUCUCUCUUUUUUUUAAAAGAUAAAAUUGUUUAGAGCCA
Molecule: messenger RNA, 1797 nt
Organism: Peromyscus californicus insignis
Lineage: Eukaryota; Metazoa; Chordata; Mammalia; Rodentia; Cricetidae
Gene: Usf1
Product: upstream transcription factor 1
Exons: 11
Coding region: 230-1162 (310 amino acids)
Biological process (GO): regulation of transcription by RNA polymerase II
Molecular function (GO): protein dimerization activity; DNA-binding transcription factor activity, RNA polymerase II-specific; RNA polymerase II cis-regulatory region sequence-specific DNA binding
Source: RefSeq, a predicted model, not a curated record